AUGGCUUCCGGUCUUGAAGAGGUCCCCGAGGGACAGAUCGAGUCCAACUACGAUGAGACCACCGACUCCUUCGAUGCCAUGAACCUCAAGGCUGAGCUCCUCCGUGGUGUCUACGCCUACGGUUUCGAGCGCCCCUCUGCUAUCCAGCAGCGCGCCAUCAUGCCCGUCAUCAAGGGUCACGAUGUCAUUGCCCAGGCCCAGUCCGGUACUGGCAAGACCGCCACUUUCUCCAUCUCGGUCCUCCAGAAGCUCGACCCCAACGUCAAGGCUUGCCAGGCUCUGAUCCUCGCCCCCACUCGCGAGCUUGCCCAGCAGAUCCAGAAGGUUGUUGUCGCCAUUGGUGACUUCAUGAACGUCGAGUGCCACGCCUGUAUCGGUGGUACCAGCGUUCGCGAUGACAUGAAGGCCCUCCAGGACGGCCCUCAGGUCGUUGUCGGUACCCCCGGCCGUGUCCACGACAUGAUCCAGCGUCGCGUCCUCAAGACCGACUCCAUGAAGAUGUUCGUCCUCGACGAGGCCGAUGAGAUGCUGUCUCGCGGUUUCACCGAGCAGAUCUACGACAUCUUCCAGCUUCUUCCCCAGUCUACCCAGGUUGUCCUCCUCUCUGCCACCAUGCCCCAGGACGUCCUCGAGGUCACCACCAAGUUCAUGCGCGACCCCGUCCGUAUCCUCGUCAAGAAGGACGAGCUUACCCUCGAAGGUAUCAAGCAGUUCUACAUCGCCGUCGAGAAGGAGGAGUGGAAGCUCGACACCCUUUCCGACUUGUACGAGACCGUCACUAUUACCCAGGCCGUUAUCUUCUGCAACACCCGCAGAAAGGUCGACUGGCUCACCGACAAGCUGACUGCCCGUGACUUCACCGUCUCUGCCAUGCACGGUGACAUGGACCAGGCCCAGCGUGAUGUUAUCAUGAAGGAGUUCCGUUCCGGUUCUUCUCGUGUCCUGAUCGCCACUGACCUUUUGGCCCGUGGUAUCGAUGUCCAACAGGUUUCGCUGGUCAUCAACUACGACCUUCCCGCCAACCGCGAGAACUACAUCCACCGUAUCGGUCGUGGUGGUCGUUUCGGUCGUAAGGGUGUUGCCAUCAACUUCGUUACCGCUGAUGAUGUGCGCAUGAUGAGAGAGAUUGAGCAGUUCUACAGCACUCAGAUCGAGGAGAUGCCCAUGAACGUUGCUGACCUUAUCUAA
Aureobasidium melanogenum CBS 110374 is the source of this 1188-nucleotide messenger RNA. RefSeq names its product ATP-dependent RNA helicase eIF4A. The transcript is spliced from 4 exons. The coding region runs from base 1 to 1188 and encodes 395 amino acids. Gene Ontology annotation, molecular function: RNA helicase activity; ATP binding; RNA binding. The record is from RefSeq and is a predicted model, not a curated record. NCBI's taxonomy places the organism in Eukaryota, Fungi, Ascomycota, Dothideomycetes, Dothideales, Saccotheciaceae.